Ctenopharyngodon idella (grass carp) is the source of this 2461-nucleotide messenger RNA. RefSeq lists its product as uncharacterized. Lineage: Eukaryota; Metazoa; Chordata; Actinopteri; Cypriniformes; Xenocyprididae. The transcript is spliced from 5 exons. The coding region runs from base 191 to 850 and encodes 219 amino acids. The record is from RefSeq and is a predicted model, not a curated record.
AGCCCCAGUGCGCCCAUAUCCAGCUGUGAGCUCAAUAAAAACACCCGACGGUGCCUAUCAGCAACGCCUGGCCACACACCUGUCCUGCCGUCUCUACCAGACCUGUGAUCAUGCUGUUCUCUUGUCAGGUGGCUGGCAGGAGCAGAUAACAUACCAGCGGCAUGCGCAGAACCUGCAGCUCUUCUACCAGAUGCUGAGGAACAACGGCUUCCAUAAAGACCACAUAAAGACAUUCUUUGCUGGGAACGGACAGGUAGCAGAGACCGAGGGGAUGUAUCCAGCCACAGAGAAAGAGGUGAUCAGGAAUCACAUUUCCUACAUCUGCCGAAAGCAGCACUGUGUGGAUUCUCUGGUUCUGUACUUGAACAGCCCCACACGCAAUGACGGCACCAUGCUGCUUUGGGACCGCAAUAACAACGGCAUUGCAGAUCUGAAGGAGCGUUACUCUGUGGGGGAACUGUUGUCGGAUCUGGCUGGGUGCAGGGCCAGUCGGGUGCUGCUCUUUGUGGAGCAGAGCUACAGUGGGGCCCUCAGCAAGAGACUGAUGGGAUCUCUCAAACACGUCAAUGUGGUGCUGCUGAACGGGCUGCCCUGGGUGCACACAGCUGAGUUCUGGGCCUCUCUGCAAUCAUCUGACUGCCUCAUAGACCACCGCAGUAAGAGUUCUAUGACGCCCCGAUUGGGUGAUGCUGCUCUGGGUCUGCUGAACGUGACUUUGGCCGGUGCUCCGUGUAACUCCACCCCACCCCUCACCGAGGCCGAGAUGAGGAAGGAGUACAUGGGCUGCCAGAACCUGCCCACAGCUCUGUGGUACCGAAAACGGCCCAAGACCGACAACAGCAGGAAUUGAAACUGACUGCUUCCAGAAUGACUAGAGCCAACUGUUUCCAAUACGUAAUUCGGACACUCCAGUGGAGUACUUCCGCGGAAAACAAGUACCAACGAGUAGUCCUAGAAGUAUGAUUUUGUAUAAUGCACAAACAUCAAAUCCAUGACCAGCCCUUUCCUCUCACAAACACACACAAAAUGAUCUACCUGUGUGUGCGCACUUAAUUCACCCUAUGAUGCACAUAGACCCUGACAAGCUGUGGAGGAACGGAGACUACAUAUAGUGCUCGUUUAAGUAGAGGCGGUAAUGCAGGACAGAGAGAGAAAGCGUCUGACAUGUCCUCACUAUGAACCUCAGUUCCCCUGCUUGCUGCUCCGUAGAAGGCGUCCCGUGGGGAGCAUCCCAUGCGAACUUCUCCUCUCUCCGCCUGCCGCGGGGGUUCAGCGCAGGGGCAUCCGCGCUCCUUUACCAGAGUGCUCUUCCGUGGGUCAUCGCACAGGGCGCGCCUGGAACUGAACAAUGGUGACAAGGCCACUCUGAAACACACCUCACACUCACUUGAACAUUUCAGGACAAAUCUCCUUGUCCCUCCUUCAGCUCAAUAAGGGACAGGGCGGUCCAGCAUGAUUUAGUAAUGAGAAAUGUUCCCUCACCACGUCUGGACCCUAGCAGACACUGGGCUCUGCAAGCAUGUAUUUAAGUCAGACCUCUUUUCCACGCUGAACUAACCACUCUGUCCGCAGUAUUCCCUUAUCACCGCAAACAUUUAAACGCCAACCACUGAUAAUGUUGACAGUGACGAGAAGGUAUUUCAGGCUCCAUGCCAGCUCCUGUGGGAAUUCAUACACAUUCUUCAGAAAUGACAUACAGUGGGACGACAUUUUUCUGCAGUGCAUCUACUCUGUCAGAAACAGACUAAAAUUCAAAAGUUUGGGGUCGAUAAGAUUUUUUAAAUGUUUCUGAAAGAAGUCUCUUGUGCUUGACAAGGCUACAUUUAUUUGAUCAAACACAGUAAAAAUGGUUAAAUUGUUAAAUAUUAUUACAAUUUAAAAAUAAGCAUUUUGUUUUUCAAUACAUUUUAAUCUUUUUGAAUUUAUUUUUAUCCUUCAGAGAUCAUUCUAAUAUGCUGAUUUGGUGCUCAAGAAACAUUUCUUCUUAUUAUUAAUGUUGAGAACAGUUUAUUCAGAAUUCUUUGACAAAUAGAACAGCAUUGAUCUGAAAUAUAAAUCUUUUGUCACAUUAUAAAUGCCUCUUAUUGUCACUUUUGAUCAAUAUAGUGUAUCCUUACUGGAAAAAAAACCUUACUGACCCCAAACUUUUUAACUGACUCCCUCAUGGAUGAUAAUUCCUUCCUGCUUUUCCCAUUAUAUUGAUGUGAGUGGGUCAAAGCCCCAUCAAACCUCAGUGCAUUCUAGUCAGUCAUUAACUCUACGUCUAAGCCUAAAUCAUUACAGAUAAAUAUCUGUUUUUGUAUAGUUAUGUGUUAUCCUGUAAAUAUUUCUGUCAUGUUGUACUUAAUGAAUGAAUUUUAAUGUCAAUUGUCUUAAAGGAAUAUACAUGUCCUUGUUUGUGUUAAACUGUAGCUGGAGUGAAAAGAUGUAAAUACUCUAAAUAAAUUAACUUUUGUACAUA